ACGAUGUUCUAGGUGGAUCAGACGAAGACGACUAAUGCGCUCGGGUACUCUGCGCCUGGAACGUGAAAGACCAACUCAGCGCCCUCUGUUUCAACCAUGCACAGGGCCUUGAAGGCAACACGGACGCAGAAUGCUUGGAGUGAUAUUUUCCUUCCAUGAUAUAUCGUGAAACUAAUCAUUUUCAUAACAGAGUGACGAAAUAACUACUAGUGUAUGGAUGACAAGAAACACUGAUUUUAAGAAGACUGUAAUAAACACAGCUUUUAUAACAGACGUGUGAAACAGUCAAGAGACACAUUUUUUAAGAAGGUAAGGAAGUGACCUGUCCAACACAUACUUAACGUCACAACUGCACGAGUGGACAUCGACGACCUUGAUUAAUGAUAUAAUGUUAUGAGGAAAUAAUUUUAAAAACCUACAAAAUGAAAAGCUUUCUGACAACAAUGUUGCUUGUGGAGCUGAUGACAGGGUGUGGUCAAGUCACGGGGACAUGCAGUCGAGGGGUUAACACCCCCGGGCUCAUGGCUAGUAGUAGGCUCGUGGGGUCAGUCUACCUCGUGCUCCAGACCCUCACCCUACAGGACUGUGUGACGUCAUGUUUGCAGCAGUCUCGCUGCGUCAGCUUGAACUUCAAGGCGGGACAAUGCGAGCUCAACUACGACAACUCGACAACGGCUCCUUCUGGAAUGGUGGCUGCCUCUGGUUGGAACCAUGCAAGCGCGUCACAUAUGCCAUCGCGACUUGCCGGAAUUUGUGGGCCAAGGCCGUGUAGUGUGAACGAAACGUGUAGAGACAGGGGCGGGACCUACGAAUGUGAACAAGAGGAGUUAUGCAUCACGAAUUCGACGCUCUAUCUCGGAACCCUGAACAUUACCAACACCGGCCGGACAUGUCAGAGGUGGGACACUGACAUCCCACACAAUCGUCUGUAUUUCCCCCGGGGAAUGUCAGCCGAGGACCCCGCCCUAGUUGACGAGAGCAACUACUGUCGGAUGACAGGCAAUCAAGUGCCGUGGUGCUAUACGGUGGACCCCAGCGUACGUUGGGAAGAAUGUGGCGUCCCUUACUGUUGAGUAAGUCAGGGAGUAGGGUUUUAAGCCGCUUUUAGCAAUAUUCCAGCAACACCAAGGCGGGGAACACCAGAAAUGAGCUUCACUCAAUGUACCCAUGUGGGGAAUCGAACACGGGUCUUCAGCCUGACGAACGAUCCCCUAACAGUGUCGAAUGUUUUCAGUGUUCCCCUAACAGUGUCAAAUGUCGUUCGUGAUCUAACAGUGUCGAAUGUUUAUGAUGAUCCCCUAACAGUGUCGUGUGGUGUUGAUGAACCCAUUAGAGUGUCAAAUGUUGUUGAUGAUCCCCUAACAGUGUCGAAUGUUGUUGAUGAUCCCCUAACAGUGUCGAAUGUUGUUGAUGAUCCCCUAUCAGUGUCGAUCGUUGUUGAUGAUCCCCUAACAGUGUCGAAUGGUGUUCAUGAUCCUCUAAUAGUGUCGAAUGUUGUUGGUGAUCCUCUAACAGCGUCGACUGUUGGUGAUCCCAUUACAGUGUCGAAUGUCGUUGUGGUGAUCCUCUGUUUUCAUUAUCGAUCUACAGGGAUCAAGAAUAACAUGAACUAUCCUGACAAGGGACUUUUUUCAACGUUGCUUAUCGCAGAGCUCAGGAUUUUCUUGAGAAGACCUUGAUGCGUUUGAGUCACUGAAGGAGUAUGGUUUAGACAUAGUAGCUUCACUUGCAGUAUCAAUAUAUGAACACGAAGCAAUCAUUAACGAACGGACUAUCAACUGUGCUACUGUACCACGUCGUCCUUGCCAGGCUAUGAGACGUUUAUAGACAUCAUAUUGACGCUCAAGUGUGUGACAGUAUAUGUCUUAUAGACAUCAUAAGAACGCUCAUGUAUGUGACAAUAGACGGUUCAUAGACGUCAUAUGAGUGCUCAAGUGUAUGACAGCAGAUGUCAUAUAGACGUUACAUGGACGAUCAAGUGUAUCACGUCAUAUGGAGUAUGUCCUAGUUAAUACUAAAAUGGGGAUUCCGGGUUAAAAUUGGUCCCUGGCAACCUAUGCUGGUCCUUAUAGGCGACCAAAUGGAUCGGGUGGUCAGGCUCGGUGACUUGGUUGAAGGCGUGUGAUCGUACCCCAACGGCGAGGAAGAUUGCUCAUAAUAUCGAUCACUGGAUUGUCUGGUCCAUACUCGAUUAUUUACAGGCAGCCUUUAUAUAGCUGGAAUAUUGCUGAGUGCAGCGACAAACAACAGAACGAACAAAACAAACAAACAUAUUCUAAUUAAUAGCUUGAGGAAGGUGGUAUGUGGUGUGAGAGUUACGUGGCGAUGUGAUGAUGUGGUUCUGGACGUCAGACUCUGCCUCGCUGGUCCGGAAACUCCGGCAUCUAGAUGACUCCAGAGGAUGGGAUUAUACAUAGCUAUAUAACUGUCUCCGUAUGGCGAUGCUUUGUAGCCGUGUUCCCAACUGCGUGUGAUUUUACAUCUGAUUAAUUCCUUUGAGACCGAAAUGUAAACAUGAAUAUCGACAGACUGAUGCCUUGUAUUUGCAAUUCUAGAUGUCCGAAAGGUCUUUGAUAUGCAUUUAGAAGUUGGCAGUUGACAGAAAUACUAAAUAUGAAGACCGUUUGCCAAGAGGAAGGUCAGAAGUUAAUACCUGGAACGUUAUAUACAGAGAAUACAGAAGCUGAAAUCCAUUCAUCUUUUGUGUCUUAUCACAGUGCUGUAACAGUACCAUAUAAAUGUAGGCGUGGCACAUGGCCUUUCUUAGGCAACGUAUAUGAUUCAAAGAGUUGGACAGAUUAAACAAAUUAUCUGUCAUCAAAACCUUGUUGUGUUUCCAAGUUUUUAAAUAUUGGAAAGUAUACACGAAUGCUGGCAUCGACUCUCAGCACAGUUUAUAAAUGUCCCGUUCAAUACCUGCCAAAUUAGUAAAGCCACAUAUCUCAAUAUCAUAUAUAGUCAAGGUUAAAUGAAGUUGUGAGACAUAUUAACUGUAUUGUAAUUGUAUUGUUGAUUUGUUUAAAGGGGGCACGGGUGGCCCAGUCGUCUAAGGCGCCGCGAUU
Haliotis rufescens (red abalone) is the source of this 3062-nucleotide messenger RNA. RefSeq names its product plasminogen-like. The record is from RefSeq and is a predicted model, not a curated record. Gene Ontology annotation, molecular function: endopeptidase activity; signaling receptor binding. The coding region runs from base 423 to 1073 and encodes 216 amino acids. The transcript has 3 exons. NCBI's taxonomy places the organism in Eukaryota, Metazoa, Mollusca, Gastropoda, Lepetellida, Haliotidae.